AUGUAUGGCCAUGGUAAUGUAAAACAAGACUAUGAAAAGGCAUAUCAGUGCUGUAUAAGCCCCUCUGCUCUUCAUAUCCCUUUCUGCCAAGCGCGCUUAGGGGACAUGUAUCGAAAUGGAUGGGGUGUGGCACGCGAUUUUCAAAAGGCAUUUGAAUAUUAUCAAAAUGCAGCCAGUCAAUCCAACUCGCCUUAUCCUUAUGCUCAACAUAUGCUUGGUGAAAUGUUUCUGCAUGGUGAAGGUGUACCAAACGAUUUAGCCGUAGCUAAAGAAUGGUUUCAAAUUGCUUCAACACAAGGUUAUGAGCCUUCACAAAUGAAACUUCAACAAAUUGAAUUACUAGAAAAUAAUAUGAUUACAUUACAGCAAAAGCAAAAGCAGCAAGAACAACCUCAAGAAAAGAGAUCAAGUCGAUGGUCUUUAAAUUUUUUUAAUAAAAAAUAA
Messenger RNA from Cokeromyces recurvatus, 444 nucleotides. RefSeq lists its product as uncharacterized. Bases 1 to 444 code for a protein of 147 amino acids. The transcript has 2 exons. Lineage: Eukaryota; Fungi; Mucoromycota; Mucoromycetes; Mucorales; Mucoraceae. Gene Ontology annotation, molecular function: protein binding. The record is from RefSeq and is a predicted model, not a curated record.